Durusdinium trenchii is the source of this 591-nucleotide messenger RNA. Lineage: Eukaryota; Dinophyceae; Suessiales; Symbiodiniaceae. The record is from the annotation of a GenBank genome assembly.
AUGGCGGAGAGUAGCAUCACCUUCAAGGUCAGCAUGAUCAGCGGCGCUGAAGGCACUGUCAGUGGUGAUGCGGCUGAGACCCUCGCAGAUGUCAAAGGCAAAGUGAUGGAAGUGCUGAACUUGUCAAUGUCCUCGGUGUCACUAUUCCUGGACUCAGCCCCGGGGGAAGAGCUUCAGGAUGAUCGAAGCAUCAAAGAUCUUUCUGGCUGCAACCUGCUGGUUGUGGUGCCUUCAGAGCCAGAAUGGUGCACCAACAAGUGCUUCACCCAGGAAUACAUCCGCGGCCGUCGUUGUGGCAUGGAAGAGACUUCAGAGGAUGUGGAGGUUAGGAUCCUCUCAGGUGGUGAGUUUGCAUUCAAGAGGAAGCAUCAUGACCAUGACGCUGAAUGCGGCUACAGUCACGACUCGUCUUGGAACUCACGGGUGAAGCCACCAGGCGUGAGACUCAACGGGUCUCACGCACCAGGUACGACUCCUGGGACAGAGACGAUCACGAGGAUGACGAGGAGGAAGAGGAAGAGGAAGAUCAAAACUACGACAGGACAACGACAGAGAAGUUCAACAAAAUAUUCACCAAGGAUGAACUACUGA